GUACGCAUCAGGCUACUGGCAGCUGGCAGGAGUUUUCAGUUUGCAGACUUCAUUUAAAGUAUCCAGUGAUCCGAGAUUUGAGCAAUGGCAGACAAGGAACUUGCCAAAGUGAGGACUAAGUUCGCAGAGGGAGUGAACAAAGCAGUUAUUAAGCAGCUCCUGGAUGACAUUUUAGAGGAUGGCAUCGUGAAUGAUGGAGAGGUAGACUCAAUACUUGAGGAGAACGUUACCAAGACAGACAAGGCACGUGCCCUCAUUGACACAGUGAAGAGGAAAGGAGAUGAAGCCAGCAGCAAGCUCAUUGCUCGUCUUUCUAAGAGAGAUCCUACACUUUACAAUAACCUGGGUCUGACGUCUGGUAAAUGUUCUCAGCCAGCUCCCGAGCCCCUGAAAGAUGAGUGGUCAACCACACUCAAACCAACAACAGAUGCUUUCUGGAGAGAGAAACAGAAUGAUAGAAGUACUUACAAUGUGACCAAAGAGAACAUCAGGAGUCGUGUGGCUCUGCUAAUCACUAACAUAAAGUUUACUGACGUGGCAAUGAACAGAAAGGGAGCAGACAAAGACGAGGAGAACAUGGAGAAACUGCUCAAAGCGCUGGGAUACGAGGUGGUGAAGUACACAAACCUCACUGGAAAGGAGAUCGAAGAAGCUGUAAUUAAGUUCUCUAAACAUCCAAAGCUGAAAGAGACAGACAGCGUGUUUGUGGUUAUCAUGUCUCACGGGGAACUGGGAGCUGUCCUCGGUGUCAACUAUAAAAAGGGCGAUCCGGAAAGAGAAAAGGACAAGUUCCCCAUUGAUGACAUUUACAAACACUUGGCCACAACCCAUUGUCAAGAACUGCUGGAUAAACCCAAGAUCAUCAUCAUCCAGGCCUGCAGAGGAGAAAGGGACGGAUCUGUGCUUGUUAGUGAUGCAGCUGUGGUCAGUGAUGAUGCACGACAUCCAGACCCAUCACUGCCUGCUGAUGAAGAAAACAUUGAGGAUGAUUCUUUGCGCCGUGCACCCAAAGAAAAAGACUUCAUACGUUUUCUUUCUUGCACUCCUGAUACUGUCUCGUAUAGACAUACAGACAAGGGGUCUUUUCUAAUCCAGUAUAUUGUUGAGGCACUCAACACCUUUGCACAUAAGGAUCACAUUGAGGAACUUUUCAGAAGAGUCACGCAACGCUUUGACGAGGGCUUCCCCUGUCAGUCCAAAAGACAGAUCCCAACCAAGGACAGAUGCACUCUCCCGAAGAACUUCUAUCUCUUUCCCGGCCUCUGAGACAGAAUCCAGAGUUGUAGCAACACAGAUUUUUUUUUCUCCCUGUUUCAUUCAUUCAAAUGUACUCCUUCAUUCUAGCUAUGCUUUCUGAGGUGCCACUCUGUGAUAAGAUCAAAUAUGCACUCUAUAUAUUUUUUAUUAACAGACAGUGUAAGACAUGGAAUUAAUGGAGCACAAAGGUUGAAGAGUUUUAUCCAUUUUUAAUGCUUGACUCAACAGCUUACUCAGGUUGACUUUCUUUUGAAGA
Molecule: messenger RNA, 1513 nt
Organism: Scomber japonicus (chub mackerel)
Lineage: Eukaryota; Metazoa; Chordata; Actinopteri; Scombriformes; Scombridae
Product: caspase a-like
Exons: 8
Coding region: 85-1266 (393 amino acids)
Biological process (GO): regulation of apoptotic process; proteolysis
Molecular function (GO): cysteine-type endopeptidase activity
Source: RefSeq, a predicted model, not a curated record